Molecule: messenger RNA, 1576 nt
Organism: Belonocnema kinseyi
Lineage: Eukaryota; Metazoa; Arthropoda; Insecta; Hymenoptera; Cynipidae
Exons: 6
Coding region: 297-1553 (418 amino acids)
Source: RefSeq, a predicted model, not a curated record
GAACAUGACUUGUAUAGCCGAACAAUUUAAAUCAUCUUAUAUUAAAAAUCAAUAAUUAAAUCUUUGUUAAAAAUAUUUAUCGUUAACCGAAUUUUUCUGAUACUCAGGUGUUCGCAAUUUUCUUAUCAUCAAUGGUUAUCAGCAAUGGUUGAGACUUAUUUUUAAAGAGGAUUAGACUUUUAGAAUGAUAAAAUCGUAAAUCAAGGUUCAGAAAUUCUAAAGGGGAUAUCAGUCGAUUAGACUAUCUUUAAUUAGUAAUGGAGCAGUUCUGAUGAAGAGACGUGUUUCUUCAAAUCAUGGAUUUAAAAACUUUGUCUGGCUUCGGCGAAAUUAAGAAGGAACUAAAAUUUGAUGGGUUUUGGGACUGGUUUGUGGCUUACAAUGACGUACACACUCUAUGGAGAGCACAACCUACACAUCUAAUUGUGUCUACAUUAUUUCUCGUUGGCGGUCUCCUCACUUUUUAUCAUGCUCUGAAAUCUGGAGGUCGAUUUGCCCACUUAUGGAUUGGGAUAAUUUGCCACGGAUUAGUUGUAGAAAUCGUGAGCUACAAUCUUCCUGAUAUAGACAGUUUCUGGCAUUCACAAACCUCUAUUAUUUUCCUAGGACGUCGUCUGCCACUUCACAUAAUAUUUGUUUAUGUUGUAUUUAUCUACACCGCAGCGAUUUUUGUCGAUAAACUCAGACUGCCAACCUGGAGUGAACCUUUUGCUGUUGGAUUAAUCGUGGUUUUAAUAGAUUAUCCUUACGAUUUGAUGGCUGUUAAAUUUGUGCAUUGGACGUGGCAUGAUACCGAUCCUAAUAUUUUCGAUCGGCAUUAUCACAUACCAUGGAAUUCUUUUUACUUCCAUGCCACUUUUGCUGCGGCUUUUAUUUUCUGGUUUCAUUUCGUCAGACGAUUUUUAAUUUCAAGCAAGGAUAGAUGGAUGCCUGGAUCGUUUUUAAAAGAAUCACUCUGCACUCUAUUAGCCUCGCUUUUGGGAAUGCCCACUGGUGUGAUACUCUUUAUACCAAACUACCACCUUUUGCACGACAUAUACAAUUUGCAUUCGGAAGUAACUUUUUAUCUCCUACUGGCUGCAUUUGUUGCCUUGAUAUUAAGAGGCAUCUUAAGUUUAAAAACAUUACCUCAACACACAAGGAGUUUAAAAGAUUAUUUGCUUCUGAACUACUUAGUCAUUUACUAUUUAAUAUUCUUUGGAAUGGCUCUAAUUGGGGAUCCAAGUUCCGAAGUAUCGAUAGGAUUACACGAACCGAUUGGACCAUGCGAGGAAAAAGUGGCGAUAAAAACUGCCUUUGGACAAACAUUGUACAAAAGAAAAUAUCUUUGUGUAACUGAUUACGAUGAAUCUUACUUCAAUUUUUCUUGUCUUCCGAAUGGAAAACCGUCUGGAAAAAUCGGAGAAUAUUACACGAUUUGCGGAACGCCAUUUGAAAACAGGGUCGAGUACAUAAUUCUGAUGCUGACAAUAACUAUCAUCGCAGCUGGAGUUUUUCUCAAUAUAUUUUACUGUACGACUGUUUGUAAGAACACUCUCAAGAAGAAAAACUAGAAAUUAAUUUUUAACUCAAGACU